AUGACGCCUCCGCGGCGCAGAAGUAAAAGCGCGCGCGUCGCGGUCGCCGUCGCGCCCCCCGCGAUCGACGACGACGACGUCGACGGCAAAUCCAUCGACGAGCUGCGGCGGGCGAACGCCGCGCUCGAGGAGGAGGUUGGAUCGCCGCGCGAAGUCGCGCGCUCGCCGUCACUCCUGGAGCGAUUCGUCGAGGACGCGCCCGAUGUCUUCGUCGCGCACGUGCUCCCGCGGCUCGACGACGGCGACCUCGCGGUGCUCGCGACGGUGAACCGGAAGAUGCGCGACGUCGUCUUCGAAACGCCCGUCGGCGACGUGAGGGACGUCGCGGCGGUGAGGAGAGAGCUCGCGUUGGUGCCAAACUUCGUCGGGUCGAUCGCGAGGCUGGCGUGGGCGAAGGAGCGAGGGUGUCCGUGGGACGAGGAGACGUUCGCGUGCAUCGCGGAGGGUGGGAACGUGGAGGUUGCGAAGUGGGCGAAGGAGCGAGGAUGCCCGUGGGACGACGAGUGGACUUGCACCGAGGCAGCGAGAGGCGGCCACCUUGAGAUGGUGCAGUGGGCGCGGGCGAACGGCGCUCCGUGGAAUGCGGAUAUCGGUGCCUUGGUCGCGAGAGGAGGUCACCUUGAGGUGCUGCAGUGGGCGCGCGCGAACGGAUGCCCGUGGAACGUGCUCACUUGCGCCGAAGCCGCGCGUUGCGGCCACCUGGAGGUGCUGCAAUGGGCGCGCGCGAACGGCGCUCCGUGGGACGCGAAUACUUGCUCCGGAGCCGCGAAAUGCGGCCACCUGGAGGUGCUACAGUGGGCGCGGGCAAACGGCGCUCCGUGGAACGAGUGGACUUGCGCCGGGGCCGCGGAAGGCGGCCACCUGGAGGUGCUCCAGUGGGCGCGAGCGAACGGAUGCCCGUGGGACGAGGAUACCAGCGAUGAGGAAGGGCUGUGUAGUUGCUCCGGUGCCGCGGAAGGCGGCCACCUGGAGGUGCUUCAGUGGGCGCGAGCGAACGGCGCUCCGUGGGGCGAGAGGACUUGCGCCGGGGCCGCGGGUGGCGGCCACCUGGAGGUGCUUCAGUGGGCGCGAGCGAACGGAUGCCCGUGGGGCGAGAGGACUUGCGCCGAGGCCGCGGGUGGCGGCCACCUGGAGGUGCUUCAGUGGGCGCGAGCGAACGGCGCUCCGUGGUACGAUUCGGAGAUUUGCGCAAAGGCCGCGGAAGGCGGCCACCUGGAGGUGCUGCGGUGGGCGCGAGAUAACGGCGCUCCGUGGGACGAGGACACUUGCGCCUACGCCGCGGAAGGCGGCCACAUGGAGGUACUCCAGUGGGCGCGCGCGAACGGCGCUCCUUGGGACGAGGAGACUUGCCGCCAUGCCGCGGAAGGCGGCCACCUGGAGGUGCUCCAGUGGGCGCGAGCGAACGGCGCUCCGUGGGACGAGUGGACUUGCACCGAUGCCGCGCUAGGCGGCCACCUGGAGGUGCUGCAGUGGGCGCGCGCGAAUGGAUGUCCGUGGGACGAGAUGAUUUGCACUCUUGCCGCGGAAGGUGGCCACCUGGAGAUGCUCCAGUGGGCGCGCGCGAACGGCGCACCGUGGAAUCCGGAGGACUGCAAAGCUCGAGCGCGGUACCGCGGGCACGAGGGUGUGGUGCAGUGGAUAGUAGCUGCAGAGGUAGGAGAGGAGGCGUAG
This is a messenger RNA of Micromonas pusilla CCMP1545, 1671 nucleotides long. RefSeq lists its product as uncharacterized. NCBI's taxonomy places the organism in Eukaryota, Viridiplantae, Chlorophyta, Mamiellophyceae, Mamiellales, Mamiellaceae. Bases 1 to 1671 code for a protein of 556 amino acids. The record is from RefSeq and is a predicted model, not a curated record. Gene Ontology annotation, molecular function: protein binding. The transcript has a single exon.